Molecule: messenger RNA, 954 nt
Organism: Aegilops tauschii subsp. strangulata
Lineage: Eukaryota; Viridiplantae; Streptophyta; Magnoliopsida; Poales; Poaceae
Source: RefSeq, a predicted model, not a curated record
AUGCACGAAGGUAUCUGGAAGGUGCUUUUCAAGGCCAAUCAGUCGUGGUCGAAGAUGACCGAGGACCGCGGCUAUAACCUGAAUCAUCCCACCAGUUCGGCGUCGAUGCUGGCUGCGACCUCCCAUUCUGCCGAAGUCUCCAAACUGAAGCAGAUGCUGGAGCAAGCCGAUGAAGAGCUCGGCCGUGUCAAAAAACAACUAGAGGACAAGCAAGGACCCGCGGCCGAGGUGGAGUCCCUCAAGAACGCUCUAACCGAGGCCCAGAAGAAAGCGGAGAAGGAACAAGCCGCCCGCAAAAAAAAUGAGUCAAGGGCCGGGAAGGUUCAGCAGGAGCUCAAGGACGCCGCUUCUCUGUUGGCGGCGACCUCCCAGGCCGCUGAAGUCUCCGAUCUCAAGCGGAGGCUGCAGCUGGCUGAUGAUGAUAUCGACCGCAUGAACAAGUGGUUCGAUGAGGCGCAAGGCAGUGCGGCCGAGGUCGAGACCCUCAAGAGUGCCCUUGCCCAAGACAAGGAGGAGGCGAAGUACGAGGAGAGGGUGACCGAAGCGGAGCAAGAGCUCAAGGAUGCCGCCGGCAAGUGCGAGUCCUUGGAGAAGAAGAAUAAGGCCCAGGCGGCCGAACUCGCCAAGGCCCUCCAAGAGGCCAAGGAGGCGCAGACCGAGUCCUGGGCGGCUCGUGAGGAAAUCCGGCAGUCCGAACAGAUAGCAGCUGACGCAUUUGCGGAUCUUCCGAAGAGUGCCGCCGACGUCACGCAGUUCUUCCGGGCCCAAGCGGGGCACACGACGGAGAAGCUCUUCUGGUCACAGUUCGCGGCACCGGAGCGUCCGGCGCUGUUGAACAACCUGAUGAUGCAACUGGCAGAGCUGAACAGGAUGUUCGGAUUGGCCAUGAAGGACAUCAUAGUCCGGCUGUGGCCAACCGAACCCAUUCCUAGCAGCUACAUCGGCCUGGUGUAG